UCCCGCCGCAGGAGGCGGAGGCGAACCGGUACCACCAGGGCAAGAUGGCGGCGGCGACCGCUGAGGUGGCGGCGCGGCGCAUGCAGCAGCAGGAGCAGGAGCUGCGCUGGCUGACGGCGGAGGUUGGCCGGCUGAGGGAGCAGAAGGCGGCGUGCUGCCCCGGGACCUGCAGCCCCGAGCUGCAGCGUCUGAGGGCCGAGAAUGAGAAGCUGCAAUACCGCCUCCUGCACCUCCGCCGCAGUCUGGCGGCCGAACUGGGCAGGGCGGGCCCCGCGGCAGCCGAACCCCCAGCGUCCGGCGGCGGAGAGAAAGUCUCCAGUGCAAGUCCAGCUGUUGCAGUGAAUCCAAAUAAAGAGGAAAAGAAAAAAGAAAAUGAACCUGGGAACCAACACCGGAACAAUCUCCAGUCUGAGCCAAGCUUCAUUAAAGACAGACUGAAGCUUUAUGAAGCACUGAAAAAAGAGCACGAUGCUUUGCUAGCUUACAGAGCAGCCAAUGAGAGCAAACCAAUCAAGAUUACUCUGACAGAUGGGAAGAUGGCUGAAGGGGAAUCUUGGAAAACCACACCAUAUCAGUUAGCUGUGGGAAUUAGUCAAGUGUUGGCUUCAAAUGCAGUCAUAGCCAAAGUGAAUGGUGAAUUGUGGGACCUGGACCGUCCACUGGAGGGAGAUUGCUCUCUGGAACUGCUCAUGUUUGAUAAUGAAGAAGCAAAAGCUGUUUAUUGGCAUUCAAGUGCUCAUAUUCUUGGAGAGGCCAUGGAAGAUUAUUUUGGGGGCUGCUUAUGCUAUGGACCACCGAUUGAGAAUGGAUUUUAUUAUGACAUGUACCUUGAAGACAGAGGUGUAUCUAGUACUGAAUUCCCACUACUAGAAAACCACUGUAAAAACAUCAUAAAAGAGAAGCAGGCUUUUGAAAGACUGGAAGUCAGAAAGGAGAUCCUGUUGGAUAUGUUUAAGUAUAACAAGUUUAAGUGUCGCAUCCUUAAUGAGAAGGUGAACACGCCAACUACCACAAUAUACAGGUGUGGUCCACUGAUUGAUCUCUGCAGGGGUCCACAUGUGAGACACACUGGAAAAAUUAAGGCUAUUAAAAUAUUUAAGAAUUCCUCUACGUAUUGGGAAGGAAAAUCUGACAUGGAAACUCUCCAAAGAAUAUAUGGAAUAUCAUUUCCUGAUAACAAAAUGAUGAAGGAAUGGGAAAAAUUCCAGGAAGAAGCUAGAAAUCGGGACCAUAGGAAAAUUGGAAAGGAGCAAGAGCUCUUCUUCUUUCAUGAUCUGAGUCCUGGAAGCUGCUUUUUCCUCCCCAGAGGUGCCUUUAUUUAUAACACACUUGUGGAUUUCAUAAGGGAGGAAUACCGUAGGCGGGAUUUUACUGAAGUUGUAUCUCCAAACGUCUUCAACAGUAAGCUCUGGGAAGCUUCAGGCCACUGGCAGCACUACAGUGAAAAUAUGUUCUCUUUUGAGGUUGAGAAGGAAAUUUUUGCUCUUAAACCAAUGAAUUGUCCAGGACACUGCUUGAUGUUUGCCCAUCGUCCACGAUCCUGGAGGGAAAUGCCUCUUAGACUUGCAGAUUUUGGAGUUCUUCACAGAAACGAACUCUCUGGGACUUUAAGUGGUUUGACGCGUGUAAGGCGUUUCCAACAAGAUGAUGCUCACAUCUUUUGCACAAUAGAACAGAUUGAAGAAGAAAUUAAGGGCUGUCUUGAUUUCUUGAAGUCAGUGUAUGCUGUCUUUGGUUUUACCUUUCAACUAAACCUUUCUACAAGACCAGAAAACUAUCUAGGAGAGUUAGAAAUCUGGGAUCAUGCAGAAAAGCAACUUCAAAACAGUUUGAAUAACUUUGGAGAACAAUGGAAUUUGAAUCCAGGAGAUGGAGCAUUUUAUGGUCCUAAGAUUGAUAUUAAGAUCAAAGAUGCCAUUGGCAGGUACCAUCAGUGUGCUACUAUCCAACUUGACUUCCAACUUCCCAUUCGAUUUAAUCUUACUUACGUUGGUAAGGAUGGUGAUGAUAAGAAAAGGCCAGUGAUUAUUCACAGAGCUAUUCUGGGAUCAGUGGAGAGAAUGAUAGCUAUUCUAGCAGAGAAUUAUGGAGGAAAAUGGCCAUUCUGGCUGUCUCCACGGCAGGUCAUGGUUGUGCCUGUGGGACCUACUUCUGAAGAAUAUGGCCAACAGGUUUGCAAUGAAUUUUUUGAAGCAGGAUUUAUGUCAGAUGUGGAUCUAGAUCAAAGUUGCACAUUAAACAAGAAAAUUAGGAAUGCACAGCUGGCCCAGUACAACUUUAUAUUGGUGGUUGGAGAGAAGGAGAAAGCAAGUCAUGCUGUCAAUGUGCGGACAAGAGACAACAAAGUUCAUGGAGAGAUUUCAGUAUCUUCUGCCAUUGAAAAACUCAAGAAAUUUAAGACCUCACACACUUCAAAUGCAGAAGAAUUGUUUUGAUGAAGUCAAAGUUUUUACUGUCAAGUAAAUAUUACCUGCCCAUGUGAAACAGUGUCUUUCCUGCUGUGGAGCAGUAAUGCUCAUCUGGGAAAAUUUUCAGAUACCCAUACACAGAAUAAGCAAAUGCAGCAAUGUUGGUGCUCCAGGAAUAGCACCAGAGGACAGAUGCAAUUGUCACCUCCUUUGACAUUUCCAUGGGAUUCCACUUUUUUGCAAGUGGCAGUGCACUUAUUAAAAAAGAUCCACACCUCUGUUAAAAUAUGUUUGGUUUACUGUGGGAAUAAAUUAAUAAUUGGGGUUGCACAAAGUCAAGGAAAAGGAGUAUCAGCAACUGCUGAGCUGCCUCCAUCAUGGAGCAGUGGUUUAACUGGUAUGAGCUGGAGUCCAGAGCUUGGCAGUUGGUAAGUGCAUCAGGCAUGUUCUGGUUUAGUUUUUUCUAGGUUAUCUUUUUGGGGGGUGUGGAGAGUUGGGAGGGGGGAGGAUAGCUUGAUUCUUCUUUCAUUUAUUUUCACAGGCUACAAAUAUAUUGGUAUCUGUGUUGAUAGUCUCAGUGAAACCAAGACUGAAUUGGUGUGAUAACUGGGUGCUGUAAAGGUGAUUGUCAAGAAUGAAGUUGAAUUACCCUA
Calypte anna (Anna's hummingbird) is the source of this 3061-nucleotide messenger RNA. RefSeq names its product threonyl-tRNA synthetase 3 (gene TARS3). Gene Ontology annotation, molecular function: ATP binding; threonine-tRNA ligase activity. The transcript has 19 exons. The coding region runs from base 45 to 2435 and encodes 796 amino acids. Gene Ontology annotation, biological process: threonyl-tRNA aminoacylation. The record is from RefSeq and is a predicted model, not a curated record. NCBI's taxonomy places the organism in Eukaryota, Metazoa, Chordata, Aves, Apodiformes, Trochilidae. Gene Ontology annotation, cellular component: cytoplasm.